CGGCCCCGGCCGCGUGUGUCCGUCUGUCCCGGUGUGUGCAGGUGUGUGUCCGCCCGCGGCAUGCUGGCGCUGAGCGCCGCCCGCCGCCUGCUCCGCCCGCCCGCCGACCUGCUGCCGCCGCCGGGGCUCGCCUGCCUGUGGGCGGCCGGUGCUCGCGGUUACUGCGCGGCCGGCGCCGGGCCGCCGAACCCGGUGGUGUACUUGGAGGUGGGCGCCGACAACCAGCCGCUGGGACGCGUCGUGCUGGAGCUGAAAGCUGAUGUGGUUCCAAAGACAGCAGAAAACUUCAGAGCUCUUUGUACUGGUGAAAAAGGUUUUGGGUAUAAAGGAUCCACUUUUCACAGAGUGAUUCCUUCAUUUAUGUGCCAGGGUGGUGACUUCACAAAUCAUAAUGGAACUGGUGGAAAAUCCAUUUAUGGCAGUAGAUUUCCAGAUGAAAAUUUCAAACUUAAGCAUGUAGGACCUGGUGUUCUUUCGAUGGCCAAUGCAGGACCCAAUACAAAUGGAUCUCAGUUCUUCAUUUGCACUGCAAAAACUGACUGGCUAGAUGGAAAACAUGUUGUUUUUGGGCAUGUAAAGGAAGGAAUGGAUGUUGUGAAAAAAAUUGAGAGCUUUGGUUCCAAGAGUGGAAAGACCUCCAAAAAGAUUGUCAUUACUGACUGUGGCCAGCUGUCCUAGCCUUUUGCCCUACCAUUCAGGACAACUUUGAUGCUGUGAAAAAUGAAUCAUAAAAAAAGCCCAAACAUUUCUGAUCCCAUGAGUAGCACCUAUGGAACCAUAUUUUCUAUUUAACUUUUACACUUAUAUAGAAUAAUAUUGAUGAAAGCAUAAAGCGGUAACUGAAACAUGUUUUAACUGAGCUACCUUGGUAGUCACACUGAUUUGGUAGAGUCCCAUUGUGUUUUUAAAGUAGCAGCAUGGUCAUGCAAAGCAUAUCUGACGCGAGUGUUGGUACUGUUCUUAGUAUUUGGAUGUUUCAGGUGUUGGAAUCGGUGGUGGAGUUGAUAACUAAGUGUUCCAUAGUUGGAGGUUAGAUAUAAAUUGAGAAAUACCAUGUUUCCUCUGGUGCUAAUGAACACCUAUUGUCUUGCUUGUCUCAUCAUUUUGAAAAAAUAAUACUAACCAGUGCUGUCAAGGCUGUUUGCAACACAACUGUCGGACAUUUUAUUUCUGUGUCUCAAUUUAAGUCUAUGCAAUAGAAUUAAUGUGUGGUUGGGUUUUUUUUUAAUUAAUUCUGUUUUAAUCUUUUUUUUUUUUUUUUUUCUUGGUAGUCUCAAACCACUGCUUAAAACUACCUUACCUUGCUUCAGUGGAGUGAUUUGACACUUGGGCUAAGUGAAUUGCUUUAGGUUGAGUUAGCAUACCAGUAGAGCUCCACCUGGGCAAUGAGACCACAGAUCAGCCAAAAGAUCAUGGGACUUUUCUACUAUGCAACUGUGAAUUUACUUGAAUUGCAGUUCUGCUCUGAGAUCUGGUUCUAUGAGGACUACAACACAGUACUCAAUAGAUAGCCUAUUUUUGCACUUUGAGAAUGUAAUCAGACUAGAGUGAGUGAGCUUGCUUGAAUGAGAAAUAGGUGUGGGGUUUUUUUGUCCUGUUGGUCCUGCAUAGUCAACCUACCUUGGGUAUUACUUGGGUUAUGAUUUCUUCUCAUAUAUCAUCAUCAUAAGUCAGAAUUGGUCACCAUGAAAUCACAAAGCCUAAUUGGUGCAGCAAAGUCAUUAGUGUUGGAGUUGAUGCAUGAGAAGGAAAGAAUUCAGCUGAUCAGAUAAACACAUUUUGUUUAUAUAAACCAGUAUGUCUUAUGGGGAGUGCUUGAGCAGUAACAACUGUUGGAACCUCACUUUUAGAAUCACUAAAGCUGUAAAAUAUUAAUGCUUGUGGGGAAAAAGCACUUGACUGCUUUUGUGCAAUAGAGAAAAGAAAAAUGUGAUGUCUCUCUUCAAAUGUGAAUUUACUUCCAUUGCAUUCUGAUAGUAUGUGGGUUUAAAUCUAUUUUAUACAGGAUUUCUUUUCCAUGAAGGGCUGCAUUCUUGUGUGCAUGAGGUAGUAUUCAGAGUGUAAUUUUGCAGAAAAUGCUAUUGAAAAGCUUUUUAUUCUUUUUACUAUACCUGUUUCAUCUUUCUUAGUAUUUUUGAAAUACUAAUUUGUUCUAGUUUGGCUUAUGUGAGUUUGAUAGAAUAAUUGAUUAUAUUUUUUUGGUGUUCUCUUAAUUUGUAUAUGCAAAACAAUUAAACACAGUUCUACCACAAAAAAAAAAA
This is a messenger RNA of Tyto alba (common barn owl), 2261 nucleotides long. It is a transcript of the gene PPIF, whose product is annotated as peptidylprolyl isomerase F. Lineage: Eukaryota; Metazoa; Chordata; Aves; Strigiformes; Tytonidae. Gene Ontology annotation, biological process: protein peptidyl-prolyl isomerization; cellular response to hydrogen peroxide; regulation of mitochondrial membrane permeability involved in programmed necrotic cell death. The coding region runs from base 61 to 678 and encodes 205 amino acids. The transcript is spliced from 6 exons. Gene Ontology annotation, molecular function: peptidyl-prolyl cis-trans isomerase activity. The record is from RefSeq and is a predicted model, not a curated record. Gene Ontology annotation, cellular component: mitochondrion.